UUGAACGGUCAACCCGCAAGAAGCCGGAUAUACUUAAAUAAUUACAUCACUUUUUUGAAAGAUUUCUAAUUCUCUCUGUCUCUCGCUAAAAAACAGAAAUUCACGAAUUUUGAUCAACAAAAACUGGUCGAAUUUAUUGAUCUAUCAAUUCGCACAAAGGGAAAAGGGAAAAGAUAUAGUAAUAGCUCGAGGAAUUUCACGGUUUUUGUAUAAUCAUGUCGAUGUCUGAUUCGGACACGUCGUCUCAGGGUAGCGAGUUCAAGAACUUCCGCCAAAUUACCCGUGACAGAUUACUAAAUGAAAUGCUUCGAUCGACCAAAACAGGGGAUUCGAAGUCAAGUUGGAAGGUACUCAUCAUGGACAAGGUUACUCUUAAAAUAAUCUCUAAUGCAUGCAAGAUGUCAGAUAUCACUGAUGAAGGAGUUUCACUGGUGGAAGACAUAUACAAGCGAAGGCAGCCACUGCCAACCAUGGAUGCUGUAUACUUCAUCCAGCCAACUAAAGAGAACGUUGUCAUGUUCCUCUCCGAUAUGUCUGGAAAAUCGCCAUUGUACAAAAAGGCAUUUGUCUUCUUUAGUUCACCUGUUACCCGAGAAUUGGUUAAUCACAUAAAGAGGGACAGAGGUGUUAUGUCUCGCAUAGGUGCCUUAAGAGAGAUGAACUUGGAGUAUUUUCCCAUAGAUAGUCAGGGUUUCGUCACUGAUAAUGAGAAAGCUCUUGAGGAACUCUUCGGGGAGGAAGAAAGUUCUCGCAAAGGCGAUGCAUGUUUGAAUUUGAUGGCCACUCGUAUAGCUACAGUCUUUGCAUCAUUGCGGGAGUUUCCAUUAGUACGCUACCGUGCUGCCAAAUCCCUUGAUCCUAACACAAUGACAACAUUUCAAGAUCUAAUUCCUACAAAACUUGCUGCUGGCGUUUGGAAUUGUCUCAUGAAAUACAAAAACCUCCCAAACUUCCCCCAGUCAGAGACAUGCGAGUUGCUCAUCCUGGAUAGAUCAAUAGACCAGAUUGCUCCAAUCAUACAUGAAUGGACAUAUGACGCCAUGUGCCAUGAUUUACUUAAUAUGGAAGGAAAUAAAUAUGUGCAUGAGGUUCCAAAUAGAACAGGUGGUCUUCCUGAGAAGAAAGAGGUCCUUUUGGAGGAUCAUGACCCAAUUUGGCUAGAGCUUCGCCAUUCGCAUAUAGCUGAUGCUAGUGAACGUUUGCAUGAGAAGAUGACUAACUUCGUAUCAAAAAACAAAGCUGCACAAAUCCAUGGUUCAAGAGAUGCUGGUAAUUUGUCUACUCGUGACUUACAAAAGAUGGUUCAAGCUUUGCCUCAAUAUAGUGAACAAAUUGAAAAACUCUCCCUCCAUGUUGAUAUUGCUGGAAAAAUUAACAAAAUUAUCCGGGAAAUGGGGCUUAAAGAACUCGGGCAAAUAGAGCAGGAUCUUGUUUUUGGAGAUGCAGGAACCAAAGAUCUUAUCAAUUUUCUGAGAAUGAAAGAGGAUGUAACACCGGAAAAUAAACUACGGUUAUUGAUGAUCUAUGCAGCUGUUUAUCCUGAGAAGUUUGAAGAUGGAAAAAUUGCAAAACUCAUGGAGUUGGCAAGAUUACCACAAGAGGAUACAAAUGCUGUGUAUAAUAUGAGGUUGCUGGAGGCAUCAUCCGAGACCAAAAAAAGCUCAAUUAUACCAUUUUCUCUUAAAUUUGAUGUUCGCAAGAAGAAGCAUGCUGCUAGAAAAGACCGCCUUGGUGUAGAAGUGGCUUGGCAACUAUCUCGCUUUUACCCUAUUAUAGAGGAACUCAUUGAAAAGCUUAGUAGAGUGGAACUGUCAAAGGAUGACUACCCAUGUAUGAAUGAUCCUAGUCCAACUUUCCAUGCAACAUCCAUACAAAUUCUUAAAUCAUUUUUCUUGAUUAUGGGUUUAGGAUCUUCCUCUUCAAUAUACUUUCUCUAUAAUUCUUCCCCUCCCCCUCCCACUUCACUUCUCCCUCUCCCUCUCAUUUCUUCUGAAACUAUUGUUUAUCCUCAGUUGCGGGUUUGUCAUAAGUUAACAACGAAGUUGAAGCGGGAAAUUGUCCUAGGCUCAUCCAGUCUUGAUGAUCCUGCACAAUUUAUUACGAAAAUGAAGCUGUUGAAUGCAAAUGAACUAUCGUUGGACGAUCUUCAGAUUUAGAUAUCUGUAUCUGGUGACGUGCCCGUUUUACAUCUGUAAAUCACAUAUCCGUACACACUUCAAUGUCUUAGUUUCUUGGACUUCACUUUUCUUUUUCCUUAUAAUUCAUUGUGACGUCGUUUUCUAAUUGUCCGGACACGUGAUUGAUGGCUGUGGCCUGUGUUGUAAUUGAUUUGUCGAGGCUUCUAGCAAUCUGGGGAGUAUAUAAAUAUAAUAGUUGACACAUUUGGAAUUUUGUUGAUCGGAAAAUCCUAAUCAAUGACCCCAUUCGAUGUUAUAUUUU
Molecule: messenger RNA, 2439 nt
Organism: Olea europaea var. sylvestris
Lineage: Eukaryota; Viridiplantae; Streptophyta; Magnoliopsida; Lamiales; Oleaceae
Product: SNARE-interacting protein KEULE-like
Exons: 21
Coding region: 216-2156 (646 amino acids)
Biological process (GO): vesicle-mediated transport; intracellular protein transport
Cellular component (GO): plasma membrane; secretory granule
Molecular function (GO): syntaxin binding
Source: RefSeq, a predicted model, not a curated record